Panicum hallii is the source of this 2245-nucleotide messenger RNA. RefSeq names its product pentatricopeptide repeat-containing protein At5g46100. Gene Ontology annotation, molecular function: protein binding. Bases 78 to 1514 code for a protein of 478 amino acids. The record is from RefSeq and is a predicted model, not a curated record. Lineage: Eukaryota; Viridiplantae; Streptophyta; Magnoliopsida; Poales; Poaceae. The transcript has 2 exons.
UAUUCCAGUUCACGUAUCCUCGCGCUCCUCGGCAUUCCGCCGAACACCUCUCGGGCUUUCGUCGCGCCACCGCCUCGAUGCCUCCGGCUAACCUCACGCCGAACAAAUGGCCGAAGAACCUCACCUCAGACCACCUCCACCGCCUGGUCCGCGCCGAGCGCGACCCUCGCCGCGCCCUUGCGCUCUUCGACGCUGCCACCGCCGCGUCCACUUCUGCGCCCGACCCCAUCACCCCGUCUCCGGACACCGUCUCUCUCCUCACCUCCCGCCUCGCCUCGGCCGGCCACCUCCCCCUGGCCGCCUCCCUCCUCUCGCGCUCACGUGGGCACUUCCCCUCCGCCGACGCGCUCGAGGGUCCCUUCCUCACCCUCCUCCGCGCUUUCUCCCGCACGCACCGCCCGCUCGCCGCUCUCCACCUCUUCCGCUCCGCCCCCUCCGACCUCGCGCUCCCCCACUCCGCUCGCUCUUACACCGCCGUCCUCGCCGCUCUGGUCGCGCACUCGCAGCUCCAUCUGGCGCGCUCCCUCCUCGCUGACAUGCGCGCCGCCGGAUUCGCCCCCACCGCCGCCACCUACAACGUCCUCCUCAAGGCCCACUGCUCCGACGCCGCCGCCCCCAUCGAGGACGCUCUCCGAAUUUUCCGGAACAUCCGCAAACCCGAUGCCUGCUCCUACAAUACCAUCAUCGAUGGGCUCUGCCGCCGUGGCCGCCUGGCCGAGGCCCUCGAGUUGUUCUCCGAGAUGGUUGGGAAAUGCAUUGCGCCUACUGUUGUUACUUACACCACUGUUAUCCACUGGCUCGCACGGGAGGGUUGCUUUGAUGAUGCUUUAAAGUUAUUCGAUGAAAUGGGGAGGAGAGGGAUCUCCCCUAAUUUGGUGACUUAUAGUUCGCUGAUUGACGGUUUGUGCAAGGGUGGACGUGCAUCAUCAGCACUGGAAUUGCUGGAUAGGAUGAUCAAGGAGAAGAAGCUGCCAAAUACGAUCACAUAUAGCUCGGUGAUUGAUGGGCUCUGUAAGGAGCACAGGCUGAGUGAGGCAAUGGAGGUCUUGGAUCGGAUGCGUCUACAGGGGCGGAAGCCUGAUGCUGGGUUGUUUGGGAAGGUAAUUGUUGGGCUAUGUGAUGCAGGAAGGGCUGUGGAGGCUGCAAAUUACCUGGAUGAGAUGGUUCUUGCCGGUAUUGAACCGAACCGGGUGACUUGGGGCCUGCAUGCCAGGAUAAACAAUACUGUGCUGACAGCAUUGUGCACUAAGGGUGAACUUGUCAGGGCUUUUCAGGUAUACCAGAGCACAAGGACUCGAAGCAUUUCUACCGAGCCAACCACUUUUCAUCUUCUUGUUGAGAGCUUAUCCAAAAAGGACAAUUUAGAGAAAGCUGCUCAUGUUGUACUUGACAUGCUGUCAGAGAGAUGCAUUCCUGAGAGGGAGACAUGGGAUGUUGUUAUCAGUGGGUACUGGGGUAAGAAGAAGGUGAGACAAGAAGCCGAGGAGAUAUGGAACCAGCUAACUGUUAGUUGAUUUGAGAAAUAUGGCUCUAUACUGUGUUAUUACUUAAUGUCGCUAGCAUAAAGUAUGCAUCUUGGCCAGCCUACUCUUCAGGAACUGCUGAACUAGAGAGUGUGGAGCCGAUGCUGUGACGGGUGGUAGGGAAGCUAACAAACAGCAUGCUCCCAAUAACUCCAAUGACAACCGGCAAUGCUGUGAGAAGUUGCUUUGUAUCCUCGGAUGGUACUGGAUUGAAGCAAGAUACCACAUUUUGGUCGAACAGUGCGAUUGCAACAAAAAUCAUCGCUGAAACAAUGGCAUGUACAAAAUCUAAAAACCGCAUCCUGUAUUCCGCUGCUGCAAGUGGUUCAAGAGGAGCCCCGCCAUCAAUGACCCACAGUCCCUUGAAUGUGGCGAACCCAUAUCGUACCUUCCCUUCCACAUCUCUGAAGCUAUCUGUGAAGCUGAGAACAAAGCAGGAGAGUGCACAGAACACCACAAGCCCUCCUGUCAUAAUCCGAUUCAUGUCACCGCAGUGGCCUUGUUUUGCAAGGGAGGGGGCUAGGAGCUGGAAGGAAAGAACCGUGCCUGAAGGAAGGAGUUUCGCAAGGUGGCCAGUGCUCUGGUACGUCUGGCCUAUCGCUUUUUGCAUGGGGCUCAUGUUGUAGUUGCCAUCAGCUCUGUUUGACAAGAGAGGACGGCUCUGAUAAUGCUGCAAUUCAGCAUUUAGGUGUGGAGCAGACAUUGUUGCUGCCCUCUUGGCU